Messenger RNA from Monascus purpureus, 393 nucleotides. The record is from the annotation of a GenBank genome assembly. NCBI's taxonomy places the organism in Eukaryota, Fungi, Ascomycota, Eurotiomycetes, Eurotiales, Aspergillaceae.
AUGUCUCGGCCUACAUCAACUUUCCCACCAGGGACAUCCCUUCGCCAGCCAAGCAACCAUAAUGCUCCCCAACAACAGUCACCAGUCCUGGCAGCACGAGUCGUUUCAAAAAGAGCGGAGCUUGAAAACCUCAUGCAGCUUCGAGAUUUGAGUAAUGCAUUGGCAAUGAAGAUGCAGGCCCUGGAAGAUAGGAUAAGUACACUUAAGGAUGGCACUGAAGCUGUUGCUUGUGUCCUGUCAAAUUGGGGGAAUGUCCUACAAGCCAUCAGUAUGGCAUUCACAAAGACAGCAAGUUUAAAUGCCCCUUUCUGUUCUGGAGACAAAAGUGAUACCCCAACAGACUCUUCUCUUCCUGCCACUCUCGUCCGAAUACCUGCUGCAGAGCAAUUAUAA